This is a messenger RNA of Bipolaris maydis ATCC 48331, 2024 nucleotides long. Lineage: Eukaryota; Fungi; Ascomycota; Dothideomycetes; Pleosporales; Pleosporaceae. The record is from RefSeq and is a predicted model, not a curated record.
GUCGCACUCGCAGGCAUCGCCCAGCGCGUGUUAGGAAAAUCCGACUCGGCUGCCGAGCGGUGCCGUACAACUUUCUUCUGUCUCCUUCGUGUCAAGCCGUGUUUCUGCCAUUGAGUUUGUAGAACACUGUCCCUGGGUUGAGUGAAGACUAUCAGACUGCCAUUCCCCGCAUCCACCCCACCCUAAACCAGCCAUGGCAUUGAGUGCACGAUCUGCUGCCAGAGCUCUACGAGCGGCCAAGGCACGCCCGUUUGCGGCUGUACAAGCAUGUAGCUAUUCAUCUUCGUCCGAGCCGGAUCUCAAAGAGACGUUCAAAAAGGUUCUCCCUGCAAAGCGAGAGCUCUUGAAGAAGGUCAAGGCACAUGGCGACAAGAAGCUUGGUGACGUCAAGGUCGAGAAUGCGCUGGGCGGCAUGAGGGGCCUCAAGGCCAUGGUCUGGGAGGGAUCAGUUCUCGACGCAAACGAGGGUAUUCGAUUCCACGGCAAGACGAUCAAGGACUGCCAAAAGGAGCUGCCCAAAGGAACCUCUGGCACUGAGAUGCUUCCCGAGGCCAUGUUCUGGCUACUCCUGACUGGCGAGGUUCCAUCGGUAUCACAGACUCGUGCGCUUUCGCGAGAGCUCGCCGAAAAGGGUGGCAUCCCCAAGUUUGUCGAGAAGAUGCUGGAUGACUUCCCCAAGGAUCUCCAUCCCAUGACACAAUUCGCAUGCGCUGUCUCGGCCCUCAACUACGAGUCCAAGUUUGCCAAAGCAUACGAAAAGGGCAUCAACAAGGCGGACUACUGGGAGCCUACCUUUGACGACUGCAUUAGCCUGCUCGCAAAGCUGCCUACCAUUGCCGCCAAGAUCUACCAGAACGCAUACCGCGGUGGAGGUGCGCUCCCCAACGAGAUCGAUCUGAACCAGGAUUGGUCCUACAACUUCGCAGCCAUGUUGGGCAAGCCUGGCAAGGAGAACGAGGGCUUCCAAGACCUUCUCCGGUUGUACCUCGCUCUGCACGGCGACCACGAGGGCGGCAACGUCUCAGCACACACCACACAUCUGGUCGGUUCGGCACUCAGUGAUCCCUUCCUGAGCUACAGCGCCGGUCUUCAAGGUCUUGCUGGCCCACUGCACGGCCUAGCUGCUCAGGAGGUGCUGCGCUUCAUCCUCGACAUGCAAAAGGUAGUUGGCAACAACUUUAGCGAAAAGGACGUCAAUGACUUCCUCUGGAGCGUUCUCAAGUCUGGAAGAGUCAUCCCCGGUUAUGGUCACGCUGUGCUCAGGAAGCCUGACCCGCGAUUCGAGGCGCUCAUGGACUUUGCGAAUGCACGACCUGAGAUUGCGGCAGACCCAGUCUACCAGCUCGUAAAGAAGAACUCGGAGAUUGCCCCUGGCGUUCUUACUGAGCAUGGAAAGACCAAGAACCCCUACCCCAACGUCGAUUCGUCCUCGGGUGUCCUUUUCCACCACUAUGGCUUCAAGGAGACUCUGUACUACACUGCGACAUUCGGUGUCAGCCGUGGUCUUGGUCCUCUUGCACAGCUCAUUUGGGACAGGGCAUUAGGCCUGCCCAUUGAGCGCCCCAAGUCAAUUAACCUCCAGGGUAUCCUGAACCAGGUUGGCGCGUAAAUUGUCAGUAGCGGCGACCUGAUACGGGGCAGCAAUUCAAAAGUAGUCGAAAAUAGAAACGAUGUAAAUGCCGCACUUGACCAUUAGGUUUUGCGUGAAAAGGUGGCAGUCAGUCAGUGACGUGUGUUGGUGUUGGUAUUGGUGAAUGAAUAGAGUUGCGCAAUUGGGCAUGGGAGGGGCGGGAGUGGACCCAUGGGAUCGACGACGGCGGCGGCGGCUAGUCAGGGCAGGGCGACAUGCCGGCCCCAGUACACGCCGGACGCCGAGUGAAACUGUCUCGCACCACGUCGACGGCGCUGCCUUCUGUUCUACACUUAUUCAUUGUCCUACCAGAUAUUGUAUCCGCUCGCUCACAUCUGCAUCGGUGGCAUUACCGUGUCCAACUGCUGCUGCAGCAAACAUACACACGCUUCAA